UACGAAAAUAAAGUUGGCCAAAAUUUUGAGACGCAAACCCGCAGAAAAUAGCAAAACCCCGGUUUGGGUUUUUGGUUGAAACUCUCUCCGAUUUUGCCUCCUCAGCGCCACCGUGCCGCCUUCUCGAAGAGGAAGUAGACUGUUUCACCAAGCCUCCAAGUGGGAAUAAUCCGAAAUUGUUAGUAAAAAUUGCGGGGCUAAUUAAUAGUAUUAAUAAUAACAGUAAUAAUGGGGUGUCGGCAACGGGAUUUCAUGUUCUGUGAAAUGUGUGGAACGAUGCUGCGUUUUAAUUCUCCAAAGUACGCUCACUGCCCCGUCUGCAAAUUCAAGAAACGUGUCAAAGAUAUCGCUAAAAGGGAGAUUCGCUAUACUCUUACUGCUGAGGAUAUUAGAAGGGAGUUGGGCGUAUCCUCGUUGGAUGAAGUUGAAGAAGAAAAAGAACUAAAGCAAAUGGAUUACAACGCAAAAUGUAAAGCCUGUCAACACUUGGGCAUGUCUUACGUUGCUCGACAGAUCAGAUCUGCUGAUGAAGGGCAGACUAUAUUUUAUACAUGCCCUGUUUGUGCAAGCAGACAGACAGAGAAUUCAUGACAUGACGAUGACUUCAACAUGUUGGAACUGAGAUUGGUCAGGAACUCUAGAACUGCAUGUCCUUCAAGCUGGUGGCGCCUUAUUGUUUCCUUAAGGCUGCACCGAUCCUGGGUGUUAUUUGUUGUUGUAAUGGUGAUAUUCUAGCUUUUUCUUUUGGAGGAAGGUGAGUUGAAGAAGUUGUUAGAUAGGGAUAUGAGAGUUGAGAUGGAUUCGAGCUAAUCUAGGGCUUCCUCUGCCCAAUUAGGAUAGCGGAAGUGCCUGCCGUUGUUGAUCAGGAGAAAAAUGGAUUUAGGGCGUGGAACAAAGGGUUUGAAUUUGAGUUUGUUUUGUGCAUCUCAAGUUGAAUGGUCUCGGCGUUAUCUUUCCACCUUUGUGAUUCUUUACAGGCUUAAUUCUUUUUGACAUGCCAAUGACACUUUUUUAAGUAUGAUUCACACCAAGUGGAGUUUCUAAUGUAUCAAUUUACAAUA
Molecule: messenger RNA, 1061 nt
Organism: Coffea arabica (coffee)
Lineage: Eukaryota; Viridiplantae; Streptophyta; Magnoliopsida; Gentianales; Rubiaceae
Biological process (GO): DNA-templated transcription; termination of RNA polymerase I transcription
Cellular component (GO): RNA polymerase I complex
Molecular function (GO): zinc ion binding; nucleic acid binding
Source: RefSeq, a predicted model, not a curated record